CUUUGGAGAUGGCUCUACUGUCUCUGAAGCUAACAGCAAUUUUUUUAUUCUUUUUUGCAAUCUAUGUUUUAAUUUCUAUUUCUGAGAGCGCUGAGACUUGUGAAUGUGGAAAAAGGCCUCUAAUAAAGGACAGCCAGCGUAACUCUCGUAUAGUUGGAGGAGUAAAUUCCCAGCCAGGAGCAUGGCCCUGGCUAGUAAGCAUCCAGGCUUGGAGAGGUUCUGAUUAUGGACAUUUCUGUGGCGGCACAAUCCUGAACAACCAAUGGAUUUUGACAGCGGCCCACUGUCUCAUCGAUUACAAAACAACAUUUGACACAAUUAGAGUUGUAAUUGGAGCACGCAAGCUUUCUAAGCUAGGUUCGGAAACCCAGAUUCGAAAGGUUAAACAGCUAAUACUUCAUGAAAAGUAUUUGAGAGAAGGAAAACAUUCUUAUGACAUUGGUUUGAUUCUGCUGGAUGAGCCCAUCAAAUUUAAUGAUUACACCCAGCGGGCCUGUUUACCUUCUGCUUCACUAAAUGUGGCACAGAAGACCAACUGCUACGUAGCAGGAUGGGGUGUUCUCGAAGAAAAAGAGAUAGCAGCUGCAGAUAUCCUGCAAGAAGCUGGUGUGUUUUUCAUCAAUAAGGAACUUUGCAACAGCAAGGAGUGGUAUAAUGGCAAAGUAUACCCAUACAACCUGUGUGCUGGUCAUAAGGAAGGCAAGAUUGACAGCUGCCAGGGUGACAGUGGAGGUCCCCUUAUGUGCAAGAGAAAGACAUCUAAUGAUUAUAUUGUGGUUGGAGUGACAAGCUGGGGAAUAGGCUGUGCCCGAAAGCAACGGCCUGGGAUUUACAUCUCUACCCAGUAUUUUAACGAAUGGAUUGAAAGCAAGAUCACCAAGAAAGCAGAGGGCCAAACUAGGCCAAAGAGGUCUUUACUGAAAAAGAUCUUUUUUCCUCAACUACCCACUCAGCUACCGACAACACAGAGUCAUAAAGUGAAGCUACAACCGACGGAUACAUUUGAGCUAGAAGCAGCCAAUGAACAUCUUACAGAUACAAAUUCAGUUCAGCGUGUCCAGGUAAUACCAACAGCUGAUCCUGAGCACGUGGACUUGCGCCAAUCUAUAUGGCAUAGUUUGACACAGAUUUAUAGACGCAUCACUGCCUAUUUACGCAACCUCCUUACUGGACGCAAUGGAGGACUGACUUAACUUGGAGUUGCAUUUAGAUUACAAUGAUCUCCUGUAAGGACUAUGAAGAUUUUCAUUCAUCCAGGUCAUGGUAUAUCUAGUAUAAGAGCAUUCUGGACAAGGGAUUCUGGACAAUUUCCCCUUUCCGAGGAACGUAACUUCAUGUACCUGGACCAGGAAUGUAUAAUUACACCACUGACUGCACUUUUGAUUAUUAUUUAAAUAAAGCUAUAAAAAAAUUUCAA
Messenger RNA from Xenopus tropicalis (tropical clawed frog), 1417 nucleotides. It is a transcript of the gene acr, whose product is annotated as acrosin. The transcript has 5 exons. The record is from RefSeq and is a predicted model, not a curated record. The coding region runs from base 9 to 1193 and encodes 394 amino acids. Lineage: Eukaryota; Metazoa; Chordata; Amphibia; Anura; Pipidae.